Monomorium pharaonis (pharaoh ant) is the source of this 2752-nucleotide messenger RNA. RefSeq names its product myb-like protein M. The record is from RefSeq and is a predicted model, not a curated record. NCBI's taxonomy places the organism in Eukaryota, Metazoa, Arthropoda, Insecta, Hymenoptera, Formicidae. The transcript is spliced from 2 exons. The coding region runs from base 89 to 1504 and encodes 471 amino acids.
GAUAUCCUGUGCUGUCUGGGUAUAUACCUCGUCAUAUUCAAGUUAUAUUCUGAAUUGUUGGAAAUCAUAACUGUUGUGCUACACUUGAAUGAAAUUGAAUUGGAAAGUUUUAAUUGAAAUCAAAGGAAACAUGAAUUGGACGACUCGCAAAGCUUUUCACAAUUUAUCAAGUCGUCAACAAUAUAAUCGUUUAUGCACUCGUAGAGGAUUCCAUCUUUCUGUAGAUAAAACACACUUACAAAAUCAAAAUGAAAGUAAUAAUUUCUUAAUUUAUUCAUCUGAAAAAAAUCAUUAUCAUGUGACUUGUGGAAAUUUGGAUAGUGAAACUAAAGAGAAUUUAGCUUCCACUACUUACUUUGAAGAAACAUCUUUAGACUUUUCAUCACAAACGCCGAGUGCUCAUGAUAAUGUAGUAGAAGAAAUAAUACACGAAGAUUCACAACUUCAAAAUAUCGAAAUAGAUUGUUUUGAAAACUUUCAAAACCUUUUACGACAAUGCUGUCUGGACAUGAAUAUAAAUCAUCUUCAGACUGAAGCAAUUUUAAGAGUACUUCGUUCGCAUAAAUGUUUUCGGAAUUUGCCAAAAGAUAGCAAAACUCUUUUAAAAACAAGCCGUGAUCGCAUUAACUUUAUACCGAUUGGCUCAGGUGUAUAUUGGCAUAUUGGUUUUGUAAAACCAUUAGAAAAGCACCUUUCGUUUUACGCUGCAAAUGAAAUUCCACCUGUUCUAGAAAUAGAACUUAACACUGACGGUUUAUCAUUAAGUAAAAGCAAUCCUAUGCAAUAUUGGCCUUUACAAUAUAGAGUCAUUAAUAUUCCCUAUUUCAAGCCAAUGAUUAUAGGUGUGUACAAAGGACUUGAUAAACCUUGCAAUGUAUAUAAAUUUUUUGAAAAUCUUCUUAAUGAGGUGAAAGAAGCUAAUAGACUAGGAGGAAUACUAAUACGAAAUCAUCACAUUUCUAUAGUGUUUAAAAAUUUUGUUGCUGAUGCUGCGGCGAGAGCUUUAGUUUUAAAUCAUUAUGGACACAAUUCUAGUAAUCCAUGCUCUAAGUGCAAAGUUAGUGGUUUCCGACAUGAGAAUCGAACGGUUUACUUGGGCAUUAAUCACAAAAAGCGAACAAAUGAGCAAUAUAUAUAUAUUGUGUGGAUGAAGACAAUCAAAAAGGAAAAAGCGGAUCUUGGAAUACCGAUUGUCACAAACGUACCUUUUGAAAUUAUGCAUCUGGUAUACCUUGAUGUUACUAUGAGGCUAUUAAAUGCAUGGUAUGAUGGCAAAUUUGGAUAUGCAGCGAAACUACGUAGCUCAGAGCUUAAUGAAAUGUCUUCACGAUAUGUAGAGUUAAACAAGUUUUGCCCUAACGAAUUUGCUCGUCGUCCUAGAUCUCUUGCAAAGUUCUCUAUAUUCAAAGCGACCGAGUUAAGACAUUUUUUUUUUAUAUGCAGCACCAAUUAUUUCGUUCGGAAUUCUAUCAGAAGAAUUUUAUUUUCAUUUAUUAUUGCUUAAUGUAGCCAUGAGAAUAGUCACAUCAAAUAAAUAUUUGAAAAGGCAAUUAAAAACGGCUGAAAAAUGCUUAAAUGUUUGUUAUACAUGCGGAACAUCUUUAUACAGCGAGCUUUGUAAGUUACAAUGUUCAUGGAUUACAACAUUUAGUUGAUGACGUAACGGAAUUAGAAUGUCUAGAAAAUUGUUCAGCAUUCGUUUAUGAAAAUAAUAUGCCGCUUUUUAAAAAAAGUAUUAGAAAUCAUCCACGUCCACUUGAGCAAUUUGCAAAUCGAUUACGAGAAAAAAAUUAUAUACAACGUGCACCUGAACGUAAUCCUGAGAUUCAUCGCCUUUCAGCAAUACACACAAAUGGUCCUAUUCCUGAAUUUAUUAAAAAUACCAAUUUCAUACAGUACAAAAAAUAUUACUCAAAUAAAUUUAAUUUUGCAGUAGAUGAUUGCAAUAGUUUCUGCAAGAUCCGAGAUAAGUAUGUUUGCAUAAUUAAAAAUAUUUUGACUCUAAAUGAAGAUGUUUUUUUUGUUGUACAAACUUUUCAAAAUGUUACAAAUUUUUACGAAUUGCCAAUUCAGUCUUCAAGUGUCGAAGUUUAUAAAUGCAAAGAGUUAUCAAAAGACUUACAAUUAAUCAGUAUAAAUUAUGUAACUGCGAAGUGCUAUAGUAUGCCAAGUUGGUCAAAUUCAUUCUCUUCAACUAAAAAAUCAGAAAAAAAUAAUGAUGAAUAUUGUUUCUAUUUUGUUACACUAUAUUAAGUAAUUUUAUAUUGUAAAGCCAAAUUAUAUACAGAGUGUCCCAUUUUAAAUAAUACACUCAAAUAUCUCUGAAACGGUGCGGUAAAUAAGAAAAUGUUUUAAACUAAAGUUGUAUGGUCUGAAGGGGGACACAUAAUAAUAUAAAUUUUUGAAAAAACUCAAGGUGAUAUGGUGAUCAUCAUAAUUUUUUUUAAUGGAACUAUAUGAUUUCUAUUACAUAACAUGAUGUCCUUGAUUAUUCUGCAUAUGUGCACUUUGUUUAAAACAUUUUUUUAUUUACCGCACCGUUUCGAAGAUAUUUGAGCGUAUUAUUUAAAAUAUGACACCCUGUAUAACGCGAAUGUCUUAUUAUAUUUGCAUAACAAAUUUUAGAUUUAUAAUCUGUCAAUGUAAAUCCUCCAAUAUAGUUUAUUUUUUGUACCUCAUAACUUUAUUAAAUGUUUUUCCAUUACAAGAUAAAAAAGGAAGAACUAUAUAUAUAUUAUAUAUAUGUGUGUGU